GGUUCGUUUUAGCUGCACUGCCUGGCUACUCAGCCACCAUCCAGAGCUCUCAGUUGAGGGCCUCUCGGAUCGGCGACAACGGCUGCUCACCGAAUCGUCUCCUUCCGGCCGUAUCUUGCAUGACCAGAUGGGCGAGUUGACGAUAGACCUCCUUGAGCCUCCACUGAUUGAACACGUGACGCCAGUUGAAAGUGCUUGCGGUUCCGAAGUGGGGUGGUGUCAAGCAUGGCAAACCAAGCAAGCAUUGAUGCAGUUUCCUUGGAGAACUGUCAGAAAGGUCAGUGGCCGGCGGACCCUGAUGAAAUGACUCCAUGAACUCAGAUUAGUGUUAGUUGUCCGGAAGAUUGAAAGCUGAAGGACCGAUUUCUGUUUGAUAAGAGGACCAAUUUCUUUGACUAGGAGCAUGGACGCUACUAGGGGCUCCUGGCCUUACUACUACGAGCAUGGACGCUACUAGGGGCUCCUCGAAUCGCUACUAGGAGCCAGGACGCUACUAGGAACAAGUGCCACGCUAGUAGUAACAAGUGCCUUACUAGUAGUAACAAGAAGCUAUUAGAAACAAGUGCCUUACUACUAGGAGCCAGGACGCUACUAGGAACAAGUGCCACGCUAGUAGUAACAAGUGCCUUACUAGUAGUAACAAGAAGCUAUUAGAAACAAGUGCCUUACUACUAGGAGCCAGGACGCUACUUUCCCCUCGUUGCAGUUCCAGAGUUCCGGACGUCGACAAGAUGUUCAGACUGAGUCAGUCGAAGGAGCAAUGGGCUGGGAAGAAGUGUGAGGACUUGUCCGUGCGCGAGAUUUUGGCCACCUUGUUUCGCUGCUGGGAGGAAUUGGAGGCAAGCCGAAGCACAG
Durusdinium trenchii is the source of this 855-nucleotide messenger RNA. NCBI's taxonomy places the organism in Eukaryota, Dinophyceae, Suessiales, Symbiodiniaceae. The record is from the annotation of a GenBank genome assembly.